CACACGCGCACUGGCACACCUCCUUGAAGUGCAUAGCCUGCUAUACGCAUUUGUAAAUUACAGUGUGCGGAGAUAGCGGCGAGUAAAGCCGACGUAUUUGAUGUGGACGACGACGCACAGAGCAGCUUACUGGUGAAAGAGACAUGAUUGACCGAUAAGAAGGAUUACAGCUGAUGUUUUUAUACCCUAAUAUGGUCAAUCUCAAUAAACUAAAAGCUACAUAGCAUUGGUUGCACCCAUGAUAAAAAUGGGUAGACAUGCAUGGGGACUGUGGACAAGAACGGGACGCUCCUGUGCUCUCUGGUUGGGUGGGCGUGGUUGGAGUGCAGCGGGUGAAGAUGGUGAAGCCGGACAUGCACACGCUGGCCCACCACCUGAAGCAGGAGCGGCUCUACGUGGCGUCGGAGAAGCAGCUGAUCCAGCGGCUCAGCGGCGAAGUGCUGAAGACCGCUGAUAGGCUGCACCAAGCCGCGUGGAUCGCCAAGCAACAGCGCAUCAACCUGGACCGCCUCAUCCUCACCAGCGCGGAGGCCUCCCCGGCCGAGUGCUGCCAGCACGCCCGGUCCCUGGAGGACGCGCAGUUCGUGGACGGCUACAAGGCGCUGGGCUUCCGGGAGAGCGCGUACGGCGAGUUCCUGGGCCGGCUGCGGGACAGCCCGCGGCUGCUGGCCUCCUGCCUGGCGGCGGGGCAGCGGCUCAACCAGGAGAGGGCGCUCAGCGUGCUGCACUGCGUCUUCGCCUCGCUCUACGGCAACUGCGUCAUGCCCGAGGACGAGGCCUACCUGCUGCAGGUCCUGCGCUACCUGAUCGAUCUGGAGCUGAAGCCCAGCGAGGACCCACGCCGCCUGCUCUGCCGGAGCACGUGCGCCUUCAGCGUGCUGUUCCGCCUCUUCUCCGAGGGCCUGUACGGCGCCAAGCUCUUCCUGACGGCCGCCCUGCACGAGCCCGUCAUGCAGCUGCUGGAGAGCGACGAGGACCCGCUGGAGACGGACGCGGCCAAGCUGCCGGCGGGGGCCGGCGGCUCGGAGGAGCGGCGGCGGCGGGCGCGGGAGGCGGCCGAGGCCAACGCCGCCAAGCUGGCGGGGCUGCUGGAGCGCUUCGCCGGCUCGCUGGCCCGCAGCGCCUGCUGCUUCCCGCCGGGCCUGCGCUGGGUGCUGGCGCAGCUGCGCGGGGCGCUGGCGGAGGGGGCGGGGCCGGGGGAGGGGGAGGGGGCGGGGCCGGGGGCGGAGGCGCGGGCCACGUGCGCGCACCUGCUGCUGGCCUGCUUCGUCUGCCCCGCCGUGGUCGACCCCGAGCAGUACGGCAUCGUCUCCGACGCGCCCGUCAACGAGGCGGCCCGCUUCAACCUCAUGCAGGUGGCACAGUUGCUGCAGCAGUUUGGUAUGGCAGAUCAAGAUGAAGCCCCCUCUGUCCAGAGGAGCAGCCUGUCCAAGUUUGAUAAAAGCAGUUUAGCUGCCUUCCUGGAUGCUGUGAUUGGCGGGAGAGUGGCGGAGAGCCCGCCCGUUUCCUCAAGUAGCCUAUUGGAGGGCCUGAGCAGGACUGCCGUCUAUGUGACCCAGUGUCAACUGUUUACACUGGUGGACUUUGUGCAGAGCGUGAUGGAGGGGGAUCAGCUCUCGGAGGACGAGCGGCAGGCCCUGGAGAGCCUGCUGAGCAGCAUCCCCCAGGCCCAUCCUGCGACGAGCAGCAGCUGCCUGGAGCUCACCCCCGCCAACGCCCCCCAGCUGUCCCCAGGCACCACCCCCGCCAACAAGAAGAACCGCCUGCCCAUAGGACAGCAGUUGGCCGCCAUCACGUCCUGGGAGCCCUCUGCAGCAGCCCUCUCCACUCACAUUCCUUUGGUCACUGGAUUCACCUCCCGCAGUCGUAGCCGUAGCAGCCUCGCCCAGGAGGGAGAGCAGGAGGCCAGCUCCCAGGAUUCCCUGCAGGAAGUGAUGCCAGAGGAAGUGCUGGUGAUCUCACUGGGCUCUUCCCCACAGAAUGUCCCGGGGAUGAUGUCAGAGAAUGAGGUGCUGUCCCUGCAGAUGGCUCACGAGGGGCAGGGGGAGGGACCGGCGGACGACGGCAAACUCCAGGGGAAACCGGACAAGACCCUGCGCUUCUCGCUCUGCAGCGACAACCUGGAGGGCAUUUCAGAGGGGCCGUCCAACCGCUCCAACUCGGUGUCCUCCCUGGACCUGGAGGGGGAGUCCGUGUCGGAGCUGGGGGCGGGGCCGGCGGGGGACGGCGUGGAGGCGCUGCAGCUCCUCGAGCACGAGCAAGCGACCACCCAGGACAACCUGGACGACAAGCUGCGCAAGUUUGAGAUCCGGGACAUGAUGGGCCUGACGGACGACCGGGACAUCUCCGAGACGGUGAGCGAGACCUGGAGCACCGACGUCCUGGGCAGCGACUUCGACCCCAACGCCGACGAGGACCGGCUGCAGGAGAUUGCAGGGGCUGCGGUGGAGAACAUGCUGGGGAGUCUGCUGUGUCUCCCAGGCUCUGGCUCCCUGCUGCUGGAUCCCUGCACAGGAUCCACCAUCUCAGAGACCACCAGCGAGGCCUGGAGCGUGGAGGUCCUGCCCAGCGACUCGGAGGCGGCCGACCUGAAGCAGGAGGAGCGGCUGCAGGAGCUGGAGAGCUGCUCCGGGGUGGGCAGCACCUCCGACGACACGGAGGUCAGGGAGGUCAGCUCCAGACCCAGCACGCCCGGACUCAGCGCUGUGUCAGGCGUCAGCAUGACAUCAGAGGACAUCCCCAAUAAGACGGAGGACCUGAGGUCAGAGUGCAGCUCGGAUUUUGGGGGCAAGGACUCUGCGACCAGUCCUGAGGGGGAGGAGCCAGCCCACGGAGCCCACCACUUGGCCUCUCCGCCCUCACAUGCUGACAUGCUGGUCAUGUUUGACCCUCUGGCCUCUGCAGAAGGUUUCCCCACGGGAACGGUGGUGAGACCCAAGGCGCACCACGUCCGGCCGCCCCACCCGCCCCCGGACCCGCCCAUCCCGGAGGCGUACGCUGUGGGACAGGAGCCCCGCCUCUCCCUCUUCAUGCUCGGCUCCCUGGGGGAGGCGGAGCCCGGCAAGCAGAGGUACUCCUGCCCCGACAGGCUGGUGCGCAGCCGGAGCAGCGACAUCACCUGCCCCGCCCGCCGGCCAACCAGCGACCCCGGGGUCCUCCGCAGGGGCGUGGCCGACGACAGAGACCACGCCUCCGCAUUUGGCCUUGGCCCCACCUCCUCCCCCAGUAGGGACUACCUGAGAGAGGGGGAGGAGAGGAAGGACAGCGAUGAUGAGAAGGCCGACCGUAGCAGGCCCUGGUGGAAGAAGCGCUUCGUGAACGCCAUCCCCAAAGUGCUUUACUGGACCGUGGAUAGCGAGGGAUCAGGUGCGGGCUUCCGGAGAAAGGACAAGCACGAGAGAGAGGAGGCGGGAUUGGAGCGCGCUCAUCAAGAGGACGCUGGGUCCAGACUGAGCACCCAGGUACAGGCGGCGGAGGACAUCCUGGACAAGUACCGGAACAUCAAACGCAGCAGCCCCAGCGAAGGGGCCCCCGGGGCCGCUGGCGACGAGGGCCCAGACACCUGUGGGGAAGGUGAGAGCAGCAUGCAGGAGUCUCUCAGAGAAGACGCUCUACAGAACCUCUCCACAGAGGACAUGCCCGACUCUGCCAGCCAGACUGCCCCGCCUCAGGACCACAGAUACACAUUCAGUGAUGCUAAGAAGAAGCUGAGAUUGGCUCUGUGUUCUGCGGACUCUGUGGUCCUGCCCCUCCUUCCCCACGCCUCCACCCGCAAUGGCCUGCCUGACCACGCCGAGCCUGAGGAGAAUGAGAUUGUGUGCUUCCUGAAGGUGCAGUUGGCAGAGGCCAUUAACCUGCAGGAUAAGAACAGCAUAGCGCAGAUCCAGGAGACCACGCGCUGCAUCAGCCGCCUGGACUCGCGCACCUGCAGGAAGCUGCUGACCGCCAUCGCCGACGACUACAGGAAGAGGGCGCCCUACAUCGCCUACCUGACGCGGUGUCGGCAGGGCCUGCAGACGUCGCAGGCGCACCUGGAGCGCAUGCUGCAGAGGGUGCUGCGGGACAAGGACGUGGCCAACCGCUGCUUCACCGCCGUCUGCGUGCGGCUCUUCCUCCAGGGCAUGGAGGCCAAGAUGCAGGGGUUCAUCAGAGCGUUCCAGAGGUGCACGGCGUCCGACGACAAGACGGCGGCGGUGGAGGACUUCCUGCGCUACCUGUACGGCGCCAUGGCGAACGACGCCACCUGGCAGUACGCCAGCGAGGAGCAGCUGCAGGACGCGCAGGCGGCCAUCGAGCGCAGCGUCAUGAACCGCAUCUUCAGGCUGGCCUUCUACCCCAACCAGGACGGGGACGUCCUCCGGGACCAGCUGCUACAGGAACACAUACAGCGGCUCUCUAAGGUGGUAACAGCCAAUCACAAGGCACUACAAAUCCCAGAGGUGUACCUGAAGGAGGCGCCGUGGCCGUCCGCGCAGGCGGAGAUCCGGUCCGUCAACGCCUACAAGACGCCGCGGGACAAGGUGCAGUGCAUCCUGCGCAUGUGCUCCACCAUCAUGAACCUGCUGAGCCUGGCCAAUGAGGACUCGGUGCCCGGCGCCGACGACUUCGUGCCCGCGCUCGUCUUCGUGCUCAUAAAGGCUAACCCGCCCUGCCUGCUGUCCACGGUGCAGUACAUUAAUAACUUCUACGCCAGCCGCCUCAGCGGGGAGGAAUGCUAUUGGUGGAUGCAGUUCACCGCCGCCGUGGAGUUCAUCAAGACCAUCGACGACCGCGACCGCAAGUGAAGCCCCGCGCCCAGCCCAGACUGGGGCGGAGCGAGAGGAGGGGCUUACCAGCAAUCCCCCGCAGGAUCCACCAAUCAGGGCGGGACUCAGACUCACCGUAGUUUGUAUAUCUGUACAUAGAGCGUUGAGGGGAUUCAGUCCAAGGACCCUGGGCCCAGUGUUUAGUACCUAGCCUUUUUAACAUCAGUAUAUUCACUGUUUGUUUUUUUAUUUUUUACAUUCGAGUGAAACUAAGAAAAAAUAUAUGUGUUAAGCCUUGAAUAACACGGCCUUAAAGUUCGGUUUUAGAGCUGUGGUCCGAUCCAGUCCCUGGCUGGAUAUAAUCGACCCCACGCCUCGGCACUUUUGCGGGCGUUGAAACAUUUUAAAAAGAGGGUCAAUAAAUUAAACUAAAGAAAUAAACAGGUUUCACUUUCAAAAAGUGACAAAUGGAGAAAAGAGAGAGAGAGAAACGAACCUGUGAAUCAGAAGUCACUUUACCCUUUUUUCUUCUCUUUCUCUCGGGUCUGUUGGAGAUUUUCUGUGUGGUAACAAACCCAACCUGAUGAUGUGUGUAUAUGUCACAUGACUCAGGAAAAAAAAGGCACCACAUAUCUUCCAGGUGAUUGAGGGUUCUUGUUCUUUUCUGCAGGGAGGGAUUUAAACCGCGUUCGCUGUGGGUUUUUUUAUUUGUUGUUUUUUUUGGGUCUUUGUGUUCUGAGAUCGGCCCCUGAAGCACGGGGGAGUCGGCCAGGGUCGUGCAGUCAGCUGGGUCUGUUGCGCCGGUGUUGGCUGUUCUGCCAACGGAACUUUCUGGAAAGGCCCCCAGUCCUCCCAGCCCAGUGCCCGCAGGUUACUGCCAUUUAGACUGCAGAGAGAACAAUCACCUGCGUUUAUGUGGCAGUACUGGAGUUUCAGUACAGUCAGUUCAGGAAAUGAAUUGAAUAAGUGUAAUGAAUUGUUCAAAUGUUCAUUACAUUUUUUUUGAAAAUUGACUGAAUUGAAAUUGAACUGACCUGCCAACCCUGGCUGGUAUCAGGUAUUCCUGCCAGCCGACGUCUCCGGUUCUCUCUACGGAAGGUCUUAUAUUUUCUGGGUCUGCUUCUCUCUGGGGUCAGUUUUAAGAGCAUACGCAACAGUACGUCCAUCUGAAGAACAGUUUUCAUACGGUUUAACUGGGCAGCCUUUUCCCAGAGUAGAAAACCAGGUUGCACCGUCACUGAUGGUUUGACUUGUUCCUUCCUCCACGCACAUACAUUGUACGGACCCUUUUCUUUAUAGGAAGUAUUUAUUGUUUGUUCGUUUGUUUUUUUGUCACACUUUGUUGAUGCUUGGCUUUGUGGAAAGUUAUUUUGUAUAUGUUAUUACCAAUUUUGGGAGUUAAAAUGAGCAGGAGCUGAAGGGGCGAAGUUAAUGAGUUCACUUUUUUUUCAUUUUUUUUUCAAAAAGGGUGGACAAUUAAAUGAACGGGAAAGUAGCAAUCUUGCAAACAAAGUGAACGAAAAUGAAUGUAAUGAUCUCCGAGCAUUUAGAACAGGAUGUGAUGUAGAGAGACAGGAAGUCAUUUCCGAAGGUUCCAGAAGCAGUGCUCCUUGAGGACUGGGGCAGUGAUGGGGAGAGUGGGGCUCAACUGUACCAAACCGGUCCCCGCGUCAGGAUUUGAGGGUGGAGUCGUUUGAUUGGUUCAUGUGAGACAGUAGGUCACAGAUGGGGCCUGGUAGGUCCGCCCAUUUUGAAGUUGGUAAACCUGUCGCCCAUCACUAGAGGGGAGCUGUGAGCAGGAGCAGCCUAACUGGACAGCACCUGAAGGCGGGCAAUUCUCAGUCACGUGAGAGGGCUUUGAAUGGCCGGACAGAUUUGCCCUUUUAAAAAAAAAAAAAAAAAAAAAAUUGUUCUCAGUAGUCCCAUAUGGCGAAGCACAACAUGCAAAUUCCCCUGUACUUAUUUCAUUUCUGUGCCAUGGUUUGCAUUCAGAUUUUCAUUUAUCCCUCUCAGUUAAUUGGCUGUAUGUUGGAAAGCUCAGCCAAUCAGUGGCCCUGUGUUCAGUGUUCACAGGCGGUGGAUGCAGGGUUUAAAACUGAUUUCAUCGAGGGUGUUGACGCUAAUGUGAGUUACAGUUCCUUUGAGAAGUGUAAAAACCUUUCAUUAGUAAAGCUUUCUUAGAUUGAAUAUGUAAAGCUACUGACAAAAUUUAAAAUGUGAAACUUAUUGAAGUUUUGUGGGGCGUGUAAUCAAACUAUGAAAUGAACUGACACUCAGGCAUUUUAUACUCAGAGGCCGAACGACCGUUUUUAAAUAAAGCUUUCCCUUUAUGGAUUGUUAGUGUAUAUAUCUGGGCAGGAAAGGUGAUUAUCAGAUUCACCCUACCUACCAGUGGGCUACCAAUGGGAUUGCUGUGUCCUGAUAGCCCCGGCUACAGUAGGUGUAUUUUGGCCACUGGGCGGCUUACGAUGGAGACAGGGUCUGUGUGCAUGUGCUGAUCACCAUCUCCCUUCUAUUUCUUCCCCCUUUAUCCUCUGCUCCUGCUUUAUAGGGUCGUUCCUCUUUUUGAAGGCGUUUCUUUGUUUUGUGCCGUUCUUCUGUCUUCUUAUCGGUCUGUUUCACAAACGGGGUUUCCCCACCGGAUCGCGGCGCCAGUUUGUAGCGUCUGUGGCCUUUUUCUUCAAAUGCAAAUGCGCCUUGUAUAAAGGGUCAGUGUGGUCGGAAUUCCGGAAUAAGGUUGUUCUCUUAGCUAGCUCUCCAGAUCGAGCGGCAGUGCAAAGACUUACCUCACAGAAAUCCUCUACAUUCCUCUAGGCUGUUUUAAAAAGAUGCAUUUGGCUCCCUCGAGCAUAUUGUAUGCAGAUUGUACAGUUCACCUAAGGUGUACAGUUUAGAUUAGACCUCUGAUAUUAAGCGAUUUUUUUUCUACGAAAUGCAUUCUCAUAUUGAAUUCUUUAUUUUUUCAAACUCACCUGUGCAAUUUGUCAGGAUGUAAGAGGUAGCUAGAUGAGGUAGUAUAGUUCUGGAAUGUUCUUGUAAUGCUUUUUUUCCCACUGACAUAAAUGGCCUGUGAUUGGAGGGGAUAAAGGCUUCAUGUGCAUUUGUAAACUAUCCUUAAAAUGGAAAGGGGUUCUUAGAAUAUUCCUUAUUAAGUGUAAAUUAUACUCGGGGUGUAUUUUGUACAUAUUCUGUGGGGAGAUUCUGUGAAAGAUAUAUACUCGUUCAGUAAAGAAAUGACUUCCAGACCAGCCUGGGUCCGAUAUGUAUUUUGAAUAUGUUUAAAUGAAAUUCAGUAAUCUGCAGUAAUGUGCUGGUGUCUCAAGGGGCAAAGCAGUUCAGACAGAGCUGUGUUGUAGCCUGAGUCUGCCACACUGGGGUCUGUCUGUGGCUAUUUUUAUAACACUGUUCAUGUAAUAAUAUUUACAGAUCCACUGAAGAAUAAGGUCUAAAACAGGUAACUUCAGCUGAGUUUGCAGCUGGCCAGCGCAGGCUUCCAACGGUCUGGACAACGGGUCGAUAAAUCUUGUCGACUUGCUGUUUCUGAGACAGAGGUUGUGUUCACCACCACGAUGCCACUGCACUCAAGCUGACCUUGUGCCCUGCGUUAUAUUAAAGGCUGAAUCCUCAUAAAUGUUGACCUUAAAUAGGAAAAAAAAAUGUCCAAAAUAGUUUAUUAUUUAUUUAAAAUGCUCAAGAUGUUAUGUGUAGGUUAAGUGGCGAGCUGAACGGUACAUCCACACGCUUCAUUUUGCAGUGUCCCCAAACCAGAGUGAAACCAGUUUGCUUGUGUAUGAACACGUGUGAACACACUCCUCAAAGCUGUGAUUGGGAGAAUGGGUUUUCAUAUACAUCUUUGCUAUCCCUGAGGGUCAGGAGCAAUAGUUUUAAUAUAAAUCAUUUUGAGAAAAUAAAUUUCAGUUCACAAAUUGAAUGAAUGUCAGUCUAUGAGGAAAUAUUAAGGAAAUUAAUUUCAGUUUAUUUCCAAAAUUCACUGAAUUGAAAUGGACAUGUUCACACAUUAUUCUUUGGAGAGAGAAACUGAAAACCUUUCUUUUUCUUUUUAAACUAAUGUCCAUGUUUAAGCUUGCACAAUCUUGCACACAAAAGGGGAGUAAAAUUCUCCAUCUUGUGAUUAAUGCACCAUAUCGUUCUAUGGAUUCAUUAAAACAAAACCUUAC
Messenger RNA from Anguilla anguilla (European eel), 8923 nucleotides. RefSeq names its product GTPase-activating protein and VPS9 domain-containing protein 1-like. The transcript is spliced from 29 exons. Gene Ontology annotation, cellular component: cytosol; endocytic vesicle. Gene Ontology annotation, biological process: regulation of GTPase activity; vesicle-mediated transport. Gene Ontology annotation, molecular function: guanyl-nucleotide exchange factor activity; small GTPase binding. Lineage: Eukaryota; Metazoa; Chordata; Actinopteri; Anguilliformes; Anguillidae. The record is from RefSeq and is a predicted model, not a curated record. The coding region runs from base 258 to 4784 and encodes 1508 amino acids.